This is a messenger RNA of Ylistrum balloti, 10839 nucleotides long. RefSeq names its product histone acetyltransferase KAT6B-like. The record is from RefSeq and is a predicted model, not a curated record. The transcript is spliced from 18 exons. Gene Ontology annotation, molecular function: zinc ion binding; histone acetyltransferase activity; DNA binding. Gene Ontology annotation, cellular component: nucleus; nucleosome. NCBI's taxonomy places the organism in Eukaryota, Metazoa, Mollusca, Bivalvia, Pectinida, Pectinidae. The coding region runs from base 1 to 6954 and encodes 2317 amino acids. Gene Ontology annotation, biological process: regulation of DNA-templated transcription; nucleosome assembly.
AUGGUGAAAGAGGGAGAGAGGGAAGGCCUUGCUAAUCCGACAUAUUUGAAAUGGAUUUUAGAGGCCAUUGGGAAAGUGAAAUGUCAGAAACAGCGACCUAGUUUGGAUCGAAUCUGUCAUGCAAUUCAGCAAUAUCACAAAGUUACUAAAGAUUCCAUUGAAGAACAGCUAAAUCUUGCUAUCAAGGAUGGUACUGUUUUACAAGUCUACAACAAAGGUUUGGUCUCGUACAAAGAUGCAGAUGCAAACGCACACCUUAAACCAAGGGUUUUACAUGUUGAUAAAUCAACAGACUUGUGCAAAAUUAUUAUCAGGUCUAUCCGAGCAAUGGGUGAGGCUGAUGGGUCGUCCUUGUCAAAGAUCGAAAAGAACAUUCAAAACAGUUACACUGUGGAACUGCACGAUGGGAUUGAAUUGAUGCACCAGUUGAAGGAUUCUGUGAAGAAGGGAGAAACAUCAGGAUUAUUAGUCAAAGAUGGACGCACCAUCAAGCUUGGAGAGAAAAGUCAGGAGUCUGACUCGGCAGGAAGCAGUAGUCACUCCGGAUCUUUUGAUGAGGACUCUGGAAGUGACCUCUCAUUUUCCUUUGAGCAGAAUUUGAAAUGUGCCAAACCUAUUCCAAUCUGCUGUUUCUGCUUGGGGGAUGAGAACAAGAACCGCAAUAAUGAAUAUGAGGAUCUCAUUUCCUGUGCUGACUGUGGAAACAGUGGUCACCCAUCUUGUCUGAAGUUUUCUGCAGAGUUGACAGAAGUGGUGAAAGCUCUUAGAUGGCAGUGUAUUGACUGUAAAAAAUGUUCCUUUUGUCAAAAAUCUGGAAGGGAGGAUAACAUGCUUUUCUGUGAUUGCUGUGACCGUGGUUUUCAUAUGGGUUGUUGUGAUCCACCACUUAACAAAGCCCCAAAAGGCAAAUGGAAGUGCAACAUAUGCGACCCCAACCGAGGCAGCAAAAAGGGGAAACGUUAUUUGGAACUGGCAGCUAAAAUGAAAAAGAAAUUCAGCAAAACGGUGACAACAAAGGGUGUGCGAACCCCAAAAGAGAAACCCCCAGUUGCAAAAUGUGCAACCCCAGGCUGUGAUGGAGCUGGUAAUGUGAACGGUAAAUCAGCGGUCCAUCGGACGCAAAUAUUUUGUCCACUGUUGACGCCACAGCAAAGACGAAUCUUCCGCAUACAGAAAAAAUUUGGGGUCAAGAAUGGCAUACAUGGAAGCCACUCUGGCUCUGAGUCGGAGGACGAGUCCUCAUCUGGUAAAGUAGCAUCUACUAAACAAACAAAGGACGACAGUUCUUCAUCUCCCGGUGAUCAGUCAGAGAGCGAUGAGGAGACUAGCACCUUUGAGCCGUUUUUUGCCUUGACCAAACCCAAGGGCUUAGUCGAUGGCUUGUCACGGUUUUUCACGCCAUCAAACAAAAGAACUUCUAGGGUGUCUUUGAAUUCUGGUGACUUUACAGCGCUGUCCAAUAAAGCCUGUUCUAUAAACAAUGGUGUAAAACAAUCACAAAGCAACUCACAGCAGGCUGCCAGUAGGAUACUUAAACGCUCUAGGUUGUUACAGGCUGCCAAAAGGCACAAAUACACGGGGCCUCCGGGCAGUGGGCAACUGAAGGGGUUAUUUGACGGACUGUCCCAUUUGUUUACAGCUCAAGGGGAAAGGAAAAAAUUGGUUCCAGAUUAUGCUCCAGUAGCAAGAGGUCGACGACGAAUGAAGAUAUCUGAUUAUUUCAACAAGUGUAGUCCUAUUUAUAGUAACGAUAAUAACAAUAUCACUAACAUUCUAGAAAAGCCAGCAGCGAGAUCAUGCUCUCCCUCUUCCUCUUCCUCUGUUGACUCUUUGGAAGGGCAAACCCAGCCUGCUAUAUUAGUUGAACCGUCCAAUGACUUUCCUCUGGUUAUACCAGAGCUCCCUGUGGCCCGUGGACGAGGAGCAGGCCGAGGUAGGGGGCGUGGUCGAGGUAGGGCUAGGGGUAGUAGUACACUUAAUUCAAUGCGGGGGAGAGGGCAGAGUAGAGGGCGACCCUUUGUUAAACGAGGGAGGCCUUUCGGCAGAGGGAGACCAUUUAGCACUAGAGGCAGGCCCUUUAGUCGUGGUAGGCCCUUCAGUAAGAGGGGGCAAUCAUUUAGUAAAGAACAGUCUUUUAAUCGUGGGAGACCUUACAGUGCAGGUAGACCAUUUAGUCGAGGUAGACCAUUUAGUCGAGGUAGACCCUUUAGUCGUGGAAGACCUUUCAGUGAAGGCAGGCCAUUCAGCAGAGGAAGGCCAUUUUCACGAGGAAGAGUAAAACUUGGGAGACCAUUCAGCAAGAACCUUCCCCCAGGUCGAGGAAUGAGUGCUGGCAGAGGAGUGGGUCGUGGCGUAGGUCGAGGAAUGGGUAGAGGUAAAGGGAGAGGUGUUGGGAGAGGAAUGGGACGAGGUGCAAAGAAGGAACUAAUGAACAGUUUGUUUGAGUCCAAGGUCCUGUCAUUAUCUUCAUCACCAGUGGUAGGCAGACCUGCCAGAGGUGCACAUUCCAAACUUACAUCGUCGCCAAUUGUCCAGUCACCAAUGACACAUACACCAAGGGGUCGGGGGCGGGGGAGGGGUGGCAGUCACGGUAUCCCCGUCCCCCCGGCCUCUUCAUCAGAGAGCGAAGAUGACGAUGAUGACGAUGAUGAUGAUGAUGAUGAUGACAGCAGUAAAGAUGAUGAUGAUGAUGAUGAGGACUCUGUUAUCCUUUCUGGUGGAUUAGGACACAGGGAUGACGAGAAAAUGGAGCUUGAUAACAACGGACUUCCACCACAUGUCACAGAUGAUGAUGUGGAUCUAUUUAAACUUGCGCAAGAAAAAGCGCAGGAAGCACUCAACCAGGAUGCAGCGAGCAACUGCAGCAGUGAGAUUUCAGAGGCUCCCGCCCCUACACCAGUUCAGAGCCGUUUUCCACCCUGUAUUGAAUUUGGAAAAUAUGAAAUACAGACAUGGUACUCGUCACCCUACCCACAGGAAUAUGCCAGGCUGCCAAGACUGUACAUCUGUGAAUACUGUUUGAAGUACAUGAAGAGCAGAAACAUUCUACAGCGACAUAUGAAUAAGUGUGACCUGCACCAUCCACCAGCCAAUGAGAUCUACCGUAGAGAUGGAAUAUCGGUGUUUGAAGUUGAUGGUAACGCCAGCAAGAUCUACUGUCAAAAUCUGUGCCUUCUCGCCAAACUCUUCCUUGACCAUAAAACUCUUUACUAUGAUGUUGAACCCUUUUUAUUUUAUGUUGUUACAACAAAUGAUGAGCUGGGCUGUCAUGUCAUCGGAUACUUCUCUAAGGAAAAACACUGUCAACAGAAGUACAAUGUGUCGUGUAUAAUGACGAUGCCUCAGUAUCAACGCAAGGGCUAUGGCCGCUUCCUCAUUGACUUUAGUUACUUGUUGUCAAGGAUUGAGGGACAGCCAGGCUCUCCAGAGAAACCACUCUCAGAUCUUGGUAAAGUCAGUUACCAAGCAUACUGGAAGAGCAUCAUCCUUGAAUACCUUCACAAGUAUCCGGACACAAAAGUCUCAAUUAAAUCUAUUAGCCGUACAACGGGUGUGUGUCCUCACGAUGUAGGGCAGACCUUACAUCAGCUAAAUAUGGUGGCUCACAAAGAUAGCAAAAUUGUGAUAGCAGUCAACAAACAGUUGGUCAAGGAGCAUAUGGAACGGUUGGAGGCCAAGCGUCACCAGCGAAUAGAGUUAGACCCCGAUAGUCUGCGAUGGACACCCCUCAUAUCUAGUCAUUGUAUAAAUGAGGAGGAGCGUCGUGCUGAGACAGAGUUAAGAGAAAUGUCAAAAAUGGUAAACACCAUUGCUGAAGACCGAGAGUGGAUGCAAUCUGUUAGUCCCAGAAAAUGUGAAACAUCAUCACCGAAAAAGAGAGACUCUCCAUACAAAUUAGAAAUUAGUCCCAGGAGAAUGGAGCUCUCACCUCGUAAAAGUAUAGACAACCCUGUGAAAAUUCCUGAGGGUGGAACACCAUUCUCAAGUCGUGAAUCAUCACCACAACCCUCCCCAAAAAAGGAAGAUGAUACCUCCCAGGAUGAAAGUGUAGAAACUUUAAUUGAACAAUCUGUGGACAAAAAGGACCAUAAGCUUAAGCGGAAAGAUGAUAGUCCAAGCGAUGACAGUCCUGCCCCGAAGAGAAGGCCUGGUCGACCGCCAGCGAAGAAACGCAAACUACCCGACUCUGAGAACGAAAACAACAGCUCCAGUAAUAAGAAGUCUCGUCGAGAGAGUGGUCGAGGUGACAGACAAACAGAUGGUAUGGAUGCGACAAGCUUGUCUGAUAAUGCUAUGGAUUUCUCAUCUUUAUCCUCUGGCUCUUACAAGAGCCACAUGCCACGGGAGAAAAUGAAUGGUCAAACAGAUAGCCAUCUCGAGUCUGUGCCAGAGGAAGAUGAGGAAGUCCCAACCCCAAAACAGCGUCGUUCACGCCAAGGUUGGCCUAAGGGUGUUCCACGUGGCUCACCAGUCAAGAAGGCCAAGAAAAGCAGGGGCAGGCCCCCAAAGUGUAAUUACCGCUCGCUGGCGGAUACGAAGGAUGACAGUACAGACAACUGUGGUGACACUGACAAUGAUGUGGAGGGAGCUGCCUGCAAGGGAGAUAACUGUGCUAGUGGACGAAUAGUGGAUCCAGUGGAAAAGGACAGUUCAAAGGAAGCGACAACGAAAGAGUUACAGUUGAAAGAGUCCAAUGAGGCUUGUAACAUGUCCUCCACGGAGGAAGCUGUCAGUCAUAUUCUGUCAGAGCCAGAGGACCUACCAACUAAAUUGUUUGAUGUCGCCAAUGAUAAUGACUGUGAUAACAGUAAUAGGGAAAAGAUUCUCAAGUCUGCUGACAACAAGAACGAUUCUGUUGAGGUUUCUGAUGAUGACAGUGAUAGUGCGGAGAACAGUCGUGAAAUUGAGGAGGCGGUUCAUGCUCUCCAGGAGGCGGAGCAAAAUCAGGAACCUGAUGAGACAGAAAAUGACUCUGGAGAGGAGGGUAAUAACGAUAGCCCAGGGGAUGUGGAGAUGAAGGCAGAUAGUCCUGAACAGGAACGUGAACAUAUGACACCUGAUCCUCUCCCAGUUCACGAACCAAGUCCUGCUCCACAGCCAGCUAUGACAGACUGUGUGUCUGACACAAACAGUGAUGUGCCUGCCCCUCUCACCCCCCAGGUCCCAACUCCACCCCCUGUGGUAGAGGGACUUACGCCAGAGUGUAGCUCACCAGUGGAGGAGCAGACAACACCAACAUCCAUCCCUCGUGUAGAGGCUCUACCUGAGCCUAAACCUGUAGACACAACACCUCAGAAACCUCCAACAUUGAUGGAGACUGAUGAUGUAGACUCGGCGUUAGAAGAUGAAAAUUCAUCUGACGAUGACAUUCCAAGUGAUGACAAUUAUCCUGGACAAUACUGUGAUUCUCCUGUGAGAGAAACUCUUAACACUUCACAAAACUUUCAGGAAACUUUUACUGAGGAAUUGCGUGCAAACUUUGAUCGUGGUCCAGCUAGUAACAUGUCUGGUCAUGCAAGUAAUAUGUCUGGACCAGCUAGUAACAUGUCUGUGACAGGACCAGCCAGUAACAUGUCUGUGACAGGGCCAGCUAGUAACAUGUCUGUGACAGGGCCAGCUAGUAACAUGUCUGUGACAGGACCAGCCAGUAACAUGUCUGGUCCAGCUAGUAACUUGUCUUCAACAACUGAUCAAAUGGCGCAGAGAGACACUAUGAACAUGGGUUGUGUGGAAACUCCCCCAGCUGUGACUGUGUCUGCCCCUUCUGCCCCUCCCCCUGCCCCUACUCAGGCUCCCCCUGCCCAACCUCCAACCCCAGCCCAGCCCCCUGUCCCAACUCCAGCUCAACAGACACAUCCAAAUCAAAACUGUGGCAAUGUUCAGAGCAUUUAUCCAUCACAAAACAACCCCAUCAACAACAUUCCCAAUGCCAAUAUGGCUUCCAACAACUACGCAAAUGUAGACAUUGAUGUGGCUCAGCUGGGACUGGAGUCGCCCACUUCCAUCAGCAGUACAGAGAUGACAAAUCCGAACAUGGGUGGGGACCCAGUCGGGAAUUACUACGACUGUGCCCAGACACAGCAAAUGUAUAUAAACAACAUGAUGGCCAGUGGCCGCUACAUGGACAUGGUCAACUCACCACACCCGGUUAGCUGUUCAUCAAGUGCUGGUAGUAACUAUAUGCAGACUGGUCCAGCUAACACCAUGCCUAGUUACUGCCCACCACCACCUGUAUCCUCAUACGCAUCAGUGCUAUUGCAACAGAACAACACUCAUAGGCUUACUCACAACAACACGCCAUGUUCCGUCCCUGUGGGCCGUCAGUUUGCGGGCCAAAAUCCAGGACAAAAUCAAAACAAUUCAAGUUGUAGUAUUGCCAAACUACAACAGCUCACAAACGGGUUAGUUGACAUUAAUAUGCCCGAUAACACCAUGACUCCUCCUCCUAACCUCACUCCCCCGCCCCCAGUGAAUAUGACACCGCCCCCAUCAAUGAUCAGGAAUAUGGCGACCCCACCCAUCUCCAACCUGCAGGCUCAGAAUUCUUCGUCGCUUGUGCCUCAGUACAAACAGUACCAAAGACAACGAUCCUCAUCUUCGUCAGUGAGGAAAAGUCCCAAUGUGACUGUUAAUCCCAAUAUGCCCCCAUUUACUCCUAAUGUAACGAUUCGCCCGGGUUCCAACAUGAUCACAGGCUACAACAUGCUGGAUAGCUAUCGCAUGCGUCAGCCUAUGCUUAACCCAGGAUACAUUAAUCAUGCUGGCUUCAUUAACCAGCUCGGCCAGACACCACAGCUGCCCAUGCAAAUGUUAAACAUGAAUAUGAACAUGAACUCAGCAGCACACCAGCAAUUCCAGCAGCACAUGCAAGCACCACAGUCCAACAAUUCCUACCCAGCGUAUGGCUACAUGGCUGCACCUACGCUAAACAUGAAUGGAAUGAUGCGCAGGUAGCACCGACAAACUUGCAUUUUCCUAUAACAUAUCUCGUGCUGCAGAGUUCUUUGUUUUUGAUGGUUUCUCUUUUUUCUUCUUCUUUCUUUAUUUUUCCUGCAUGUUUUUACAAUUGAACUACAUCCAUUUUCACUACAACUCUAAAAGCAAAACAUAGAUGAAAGAUUAAAAUGAACACCAUAUGGAAAUUCAUCGACAGUUUUUACUUCAUACAUAACAGAAAAGAUUCCGAGAAAAAAAGGGAACCAUCAAAAAUAAAGUAGAUUUUCAGUAAUGUCUCAUCUUUUAUCUCAUGUGAUCACCUCUUUCCAUGCAAAUAUAGUAAUAUAAGUACUGCCUUUGUAAAUACUUUUCUUAAAGUUAUUUGUACAUUUUUGUUUGUAAGUCAUUAUUAUUAACACUGUUACAAGAUAUAUAUAUAGAUAUAUAUGUCAGAUUCAUCAUCGCUCUUUCACUGUAAUUUCCAUAGGACCAGAAUCCUGAUCUUCAUUGUAUGGGUUUCAUAAAUAUAGAUGUUAAUGAUAAGAAUUCUAUAUGUGGUGUUGGCAGAUUCUUGUUGUUUAUGCUAUCUGCUCAUCGUGCUCAAAUUUUUUAAGGAAAGUGUUUUUAAAAGUUGAAAAUGUCUUUCUAUUCUUUGAAUGGUUAACAAGUGAAAUUUUAAUAUUUUCCCCAUUGAAUUCCAUAUAUUGACUUGUCUAUUUCUGAAUGGGGAUAUUUUGGUAAAAUCUCAGGGAAUAUUGUGGUUUUUGAGUUGGAAAUUCUGUGGCUUUUUAGAAGUCUGGACUACUGUGAAUUUUCCGAGUCAGAAAUUCUAUGUAUUUUCUGAGUCUGGAUCGCUGUGGGUUUUUUCCAAGUCUUGGAUUACUGUGGUAAUUCUGCUGUGCAGGAUGAUCCCUGAAUAAUUCUGUACAAUGAUGCAGAUAGCAUGACAAUGAAAAGGGCAACACCAAAAAGUUUAAUUCUUUGUGAUCCUUCUCUUUAUGUGACAUGGUGCAUCAUCACAUAUUUGUGGUUUUUUUUUUUUUUUUUUUUGUACAUGCCUGAGAUGUGUGAUUAACAAUGUCUUGUUUAAUAAACUCUUCCUCAGGUAUUCCUCAUGGACCUGUAAACAUGUUUGAUGUGUGUGUUUGUGUGUCAGGACGAGGGUGUUUGUAUUUAAUGUUGAGCAUCAGUACAGGUGGGGAAGUAAAUCUAUCACUCAUAUUAUUUGAAAAAUUGUUGCAAUUUAAUGUACUGUACUUUUUAACUGUCCUGCAUGUAAAAGUGAAAGAUGCUAGUACAUAUGUGCUUUCAUCACUUUCUGUCAGCCAAAAUAUUCUGUUAAUGCAGGGCACAAGUCAGAUCUCCAAGAGAAAAAAUGUUUAACCUUUAAGGUGGAUUUUUACUCCAUGGGACCUAAUGAGGAGCUGAACAAAACAUGUCAAAUCCGUUUAUUUUAAAAGGUUCUUGGGUGUGUUGUCACAAAACUGUUACUGUUCCUGUCGCCCAUGCUCUUGUAACUAAUGUACUCUUGAGAAGAUGUAGAUACGGCAGAUAUUAUGAUCCUUGUCCCAAUCUUACAGCUGGUCAUGAACAAUCUUUCAUUGGCCAUUGGGUGUUAGCUGAUCAUCAACCAUUUCUUAUACUUCUUGUCCAGAUCGGUUUUAGCGGAUUUGACCUAACUUGGUUUUGGGAUUUAUGAGGGGAAUGAAAUUUAAUUUUGUAUAUGUCAAGUGAACUCUUGGGUAACAGAUGUGGUUCAAUAAAGACUUACAGAUAAAAAAUAAAAUUGAAAGAAUUCCAUAAAGAUGGAGGGGUUUUACCAAAACUUUUUUAAAGUAGAAUUGCUGAUUGAAUGGAACUCUUGUUAUGGAGAUAUGAUCCCAGAUGAACAAAGAAGUGGUACAUUAGGGAAAUGGAGGCCUAGCUUUAAACUCUAUAGACAAAGAGACUUUAAAAUAAUUUCAGUAGGUUAUGACAAAAGGGGACUUAAUGCUGAUUUAUUUUAGGGCAUGACUCUUUAAGGCCAGUUGUAUGAAGGGAUGUGAACAAAAUUAAUUGGUUAUCCUUUUGUAAAAAGGUUAAUGGGAGGAUGUUGUCCUUUUGGGGCUUGGGUAAACACCAAGGAGACAUGUGAUUUCAUGAACCCCACUAGUUUCUUGAAAAUUUGUUAUUCUUACACCUGUAGUACCAUAAGCUGAGGCAUAUUUUGAUGUCGGUAUUAGGAAAACUAAAUCUUUGCCAUAUCUAGGUCUUUAUGGGACCAGGAUGAAACUAUGAUAUUGAAAAUCACAGCUGUUGCCUUUGUACUACAAUGUAUUCAACUUGGGAACUGACUUAUUAUUAUAGUAGGUAGUACAUAGACAUUAUUAUUUGUAUCAAUUAUUUGAAAGUAAAACGUCACAGUGUAAAAAUAAUUUAUUGAGAUAGGGCGUUUUGUUGUACAUGUGUCUUAGAAUUCCAGUUUCUUUUCGCUUUCCGUGCACAGUUGUUGAAUCUCAAUCCUACUUUUAAUACCUCAUUUGUUGACCAAAGCUGUGCACACAAUUAAGGUAUGUCAAGUUUUGGAAAGUUCGUUUUCAGUUUCUAAGUGUUCAGCAGUUGAUUCAGAGAAUCAGAAUAUUUCUUUAUAAAUUUGCAGGGAUAUUUAUUUUGUAGCGCUGUUAUAGAAAGGACACACAUUAUAGUACUUGUAUUCCAAUCUAUGCACUGUUUCCUCUAGGUGAUGUUUCAGCUGAACACUUUUACCUACUGGUUAGUUUAGGGUCGUGUUUGUAAAUGUUGACUCUGAAUAUGUUAAUGUUCCUCAGUGGUGUAUUAUUGUUGAAUGUUUUCGACCCUUCCUUAAACCAACCUCGUGGCAAAUUGAGGAGGCGAGGUCCGGAAAGGUACACUGAUCGUUUGAUAAAAAAUCUAUUCAGUAGAGUUCCCUCUCCGAUUUAUCACAGUUGAUAAGGAACAAUUAGCAGGAUUUCUGUCGGUCAUUUUAAAAUUUUCUGUCUUCACUGAUUAACUGCAGUCAAAGUAUGAAUCGAGCAUGUAAACUUCUCUUGCUCAUAACAAGCUCAAAUAAAAUAAGUUUGAAAAAAAGACAUUGCUGUGUUUAUAAAUAACGAACUUUUUUCUUUAUUCUUCAUGAAAGUUUCAGAUUUUCCUUUACAUGAAAUAAUGUUUUGUGGUAUUAGGCUUAACAAGAUUUAAAAGUUAAAAUAUCUUAUUUCACUACUGAACACAUUUAAUUGCAUUUUAUUGUAGGAUUACCUGUUGUUAGCACUUAACUGUAAACAUCUUACUUGGCCCUGAAAGUUUUAAGUAGGAACUGUAUCAGUCAGGAAACCUGUGUGCAAUAAUCAUAUAUAUUCAAAUCCCAGUAUGUAAAUACUUCGUAAAUUAUAUGAAACAUAUAACCCAGCAAAAAAAACAGCUGUAGAAUACUGUCCUUGCCAUAUCUGGAUAUGUUAGGAAAAUGUUUAAAGUGUUGAAAUAUGUGUGAAAAAUGAGAGGAUGGAGUAAGGUGUGGAUUGGGAGUGAGGAGUGGAAUAGAGUUCCCAUGUGUGAUAUACCAGGGUUUAGAUAUGUGGAAAUGUAUGUGAUUUAGGAUUUAAAAUGAUAUGAUGUGGGUGACAUUGAGAAUAUGUUAAAAGUCUGUCAGCAGACAAGUGCUUUGAAGGUUUGGUUGUCUUUCGUUCUGUUGUAAUAAGUAUUAUAAUAUUGCUGGUGUUCAUUCAUCUUAUCAGCUGGGCAACUUGUCACAUGCCACUCUGGUAAGUAUCAGAAUAUUUGUUAUAUUUUUGUCUAGAAUGUAUAUAUAUAUAUAUGUGAUGCCAUCAAUUUGUGGAUUGUGCAUUUGAAAACAACCAAAAAAAGUUAACAAUAAAUUAUGAUCUUUUUUCAGAAAUGAAAAAA